Nicrophorus vespilloides is the source of this 1926-nucleotide messenger RNA. RefSeq names its product capon-like protein. The transcript is spliced from 5 exons. Lineage: Eukaryota; Metazoa; Arthropoda; Insecta; Coleoptera; Silphidae. The record is from RefSeq and is a predicted model, not a curated record. The coding region runs from base 1 to 1473 and encodes 490 amino acids. Gene Ontology annotation, molecular function: nitric-oxide synthase binding.
AUGAGCGUUUCGGAUACUCUUGAAGCAGCUAGCGAAAAGUUGUCACUACCUGAUGAGAGUUCAUCUUACAAAGACCUGAGUCCUGCUGAAGGCAUAAUGCAUAAAACGGCUCAAGACAACUCGAAGUUUUCACCGCUGGACAUGCUAGCGCCGCCGCCUACCCACAACAACACAUCCAAAAAGUCUUUACUGACAUCCGGAGAGACGUAUGCUUCGCCGCAUAGUGAUGGCUUGUUGUCGGCGGGAAGCGGAAGCGGAAAUUCUUCCAUUCCGGCGGCGGGAAGCGCGCUAUCGGUGCAUCAUGAGCUUCAACUGUUGAAGGAGCAAUUGGACCAACAGACGCAGCAGACUCAAGCAGCGAUGGCACAGUUGCAAUUAGCUAGGGAACAGUUGGCUGCUGAACAGAGUGCAAGACUGGAGGCUCAAGCUAGGACCCACCAAUUAUUGGUUCACAAUCGCGAAUUAUUGGAUCACAUUGCGGCUCUGGUAUCGCAUCUGCAAGGAACGGACAAAGCGGCGAAUAUUCCACAGAGCUCUCCACUGAUGGCAAUGCCUCAGCAACAACAGCAGCAGCAGGAGUCCAGUUAUCAUGGGGAGUAUACGGACUCCAAUUCGUUGGAGCACAGCCCAGUGUUGCAGGCGUUAGGUCUGAAUCCUCAAGGGCUUAUAGAGAACAGAGCAGUGACAUCUUGCCUGCCGCCGUCGCCGCUACGGACUACGUUUAAUCCCGGCGGCGGUGUAUUCAACUUCAAUAUGCCCCAAAACGAAUAUUCCUUCGAGAACCAGCUCCUGCAGCGGAUACAAUCCCUGAGCGGCUACACGCCUCCACAGUAUCCCUGCAACUACGGCCAAAACCUGGGAUACCUGUCAAGCCUAUAUGGAAAUCCACUGAUGAACAACAACUACACGCUGCAGCCACCGCCGCAGAAGAAGUUCCCAUCAUCUCCGAUACCUCUAAGACAUUCUUAUACCGGAAGUCCGGUUCUGGACAAGAGGCCGAGCCCGGCGCGCAGCAACGACGCGUACCAAACGCAGCAGCAGUACCAAUCCCAGCAGAACCUUCAGCAACAGCAGCAGCAACAACAACAAAACUUGGGUUUCCAGCAACAGCAAAGGCAGCAAUCGCAACAGAACCUGAAUCAAAUGCCAAAUCAAUCGAACAAUUUGCAAGUACGUUCGGAGAUGCAACUUUCAAGGCCGGACAGGAAAUCCGAGCCCAGAUACAUCAAGCCCCUCUCGCAAAUGGGUACGUUAACAACCACAGAUAGUUCAGGGAGAGUGCACGUCAUAGUCCCUGUACCAUCAAACACCGAUGACACAGCAAAUCUUCUAUCUUCUUUGCAUCUCGGAGGCGAUUUGAAACCGAACUCCGUCCCCACCAUAACGCGUUCCACCAGCGAAAAAGUCCCAAAUAGGAGCGAACUCAUGUCACAAGUGCAGAGGACGGCAUGGGCAAGACACACAACCAAGUGAUUAUUCAUUGUUUGAUAUUGGGGAGAAGAUUCAACGAAUUUGUUAUUGGAAAUAAGAUUCGUUACUGGAGAGAAGAUUACACAAAUUUAAAUAAUAAUAUUGUAGAUUAUUAAUAAGUAAAGUAAAAUAAAUCGUGUGUUUUAUUUAUUUUAUAUGUAAAUUGCAAUAUGUUCGUACUACGGAUGUGUGUGUGGGAAGAGAACUGGUCGAAGCUCUUGUGUUUUCAGUUUCACGAUGUGAAUGGUGGAUCAAGUGGGAAGGAAACAUUUGAUUAACUGCAAGACAGUAUUUUUUUUGUAAACGUUAUCAGAAUCUGUACAUUAUUUCUUAGCUAUGUUAUUUAGCUUAUCACAAGUACGCCCUGUAUCGAUAUUAUAGUUGUUACAUCACUUAUUGUACAGAGUUAUACAAUGUAUAUUUGAAAUGAUUAAAACUAUAAUGAAAGUUCCGGUA